This is a messenger RNA of Aspergillus novofumigatus IBT 16806, 864 nucleotides long. RefSeq names its product 2EXR domain-containing protein. The record is from RefSeq and is a predicted model, not a curated record. The transcript has a single exon. Lineage: Eukaryota; Fungi; Ascomycota; Eurotiomycetes; Eurotiales; Aspergillaceae. Bases 1 to 864 code for a protein of 287 amino acids.
AUGUCAGAGAACAUGGCGGCAACGGGAACAUCUUCCCCCGCAUUUCCUCGCUUCCCCAGCCUCCCCGCGGAGCUACGCAUUCAAAUCUGGCACAGCACCCUCCACGAAAAAGACAGCCCAGCCCUAGUCUUCUUCAGAAGAGGAUGCUGGCGCCGGGGACGCCUCUCUGAAACCGAGCAGGGGUACGACCCCACCGAUCCAUCCCAUCCGCACUUCUACUUUGAUCCUGAACUACUCGACCACGUAGAAGUCAAUGUUCCACUGUUCUUCGUCAAUCGCGAAGCCCGCAGGAUCGCUCUAGCCUGGUGCCACGAGCAGGGAAUCUCACUCCGUUUCUCCCCCAACCAACCGUCUCUUAUCUUUUCGCGCCCGUUCAACUCAAAGCACGACGUGCUAUACGUCCCGCUGGAUCAAUGGGACGGCUUCCUCUGCGAGCCGUAUGAUCAGAUGUUUACACCUGAAUGGACUGGCCAGUGUGUCAGCACUUAUGCUCUCGAGCUGGGGGCCAUUGCUGUUCCUGAGGCACAGAUUUAUAGAAACCCCGCUGUGCUGCAUGAGAUGUUCGAGUGGCCCUAUUAUCCAGCAGUGAUGUAUGUCGUCCUCGACGCACCGCGGGAUCUGCGGUUGGAGUAUGCAGGGGCGAAGGUCCAGCGGCGGUGGGAGGUCCAGGCCCGGCCGGGAGGGUCCUUAUUCUAUACCUGGAAGGACGGCCGUGGAAGCUUUGAGGAGGGGACUGGUGAGCAUUCUGGCCAUGAAGACUUGUACAAGCGGAUCAAAGAGAUCAGCAAAGGGCUCGGUGAAGGAAUUACGUUGCACAAUGUCCGCAGUUUUGAGGUGCGGCCUUGUCUGUGCCGUUCGGGAUGA